AGCCUAUGUGACAUAGCUGCAACAACGGCAUACAGUGCUUUCAGUUUUCAACAGAUAAAAUCUAUUAUUCAGGUUAAAAGAAAAGAAAAAAGUUCAUGACAUGUGAGGUGCAGCUGCAUGUCAGAAAAGUGUGAAAACCAGAAAAGCUUUUCCUGCCUCAUAGCCUCUCACACACUCAUCUGCUGCUGCAGUCUGCUGCACUUUCACACAGCUCAGGCACAAAUGGGUGCCUUCCUCCCAGGCAGCAUGGACAGGGAAGGGGUGCUGGUCCAGUCCAUUUACUUUGGCAGGAUUGGAAGUGAAGAAACGGAGAGGCUGCUGGAGAGGUUUGGACACGAUGGCAGCUUUCUGCUGAGAGACAGCGAGACGGUUCAGGGGGCCUUCUGUCUGUGUGUGAGGAAAACACCAUUCGUGCACACCUACAGGCUCGUACACUCCGCCGACGGCUGGUGUCUCCAGGAUUUGAGAGUCAGACCACAGAGAUUUCGGACCCUGGAAACACUGAUAGAGACCUACAGAAGAUCUACCGCCUCUGAUGUUGGUAUCGUCCCCUUCACGGAUCCACUGGACAAAACACAACUACAGAACAACUUGGAGUUUGUCUACAUGGAGGUGAGCAGCAGCAGCAGCAACGGCUCUGUGUGCUGAUUCCUUCCCGUCUUCAGACUGAUGCUGUAAAUCUGACAGGAAAGCAAGACAACAGAAUCAUGCAGAACGCCGCACACACUGUCUAUCACCUUCUGGAGACUUGAAAGUCAAUGAAACAUGUUUAAAUUUAGUUUAGGUAAGGUCAUUUCUUAGCUAAUGCUGUGUAAAUAUAAUGCACACUAUCUCUGGUUUUAUUUUCAGCAGACUUCUAUAUGUGAUCUGUGGCUGUCUUUAUUUGUAUGUGAGAACGAGUACAUCAGCACCGACACCUUCUUCCCUUAGCGCCUUAGUCUGAAUCUUGUUCCUGUGUGCAUUCUGAUGUUUCACCAUAUUUGGGUGGAGAUAGUUGAUGGAGUUUGGGGUUUUGUGUCAUUAUGGGGAAGUCACUGUUGUGGAGAGGCUAUGUGGUUUAUCUAUGUUUUGACACCAUGAAGCAAAAUGGCCUCGGACUGUAACAACACAAGACACGCAGCAUCGCAGGGAAAGCAGAUCAUACAAACUACUGUGGCCAAACUUCUUUCACCAAUACAACUUUAUUUAUUCAUUUUUCCAAGCCAUGUCUCUUCUGAGACUGACGAUAUCAAAUCUACAAGCUGAUGUUCAGAUCUGUCCAUGAACUCAGAUCUCUGGUAUCAACUGUUCAAAAAUAAAAGAUAAAGGUUGAA
Messenger RNA from Amphiprion ocellaris (clown anemonefish), 1313 nucleotides. RefSeq names its product SH2 domain-containing protein 1A-like. The coding region runs from base 118 to 648 and encodes 176 amino acids. The record is from RefSeq and is a predicted model, not a curated record. NCBI's taxonomy places the organism in Eukaryota, Metazoa, Chordata, Actinopteri, Pomacentridae. The transcript is spliced from 4 exons.